CCCCCGGCAAGGCCUCAUCAUGCAAUGCUCUCAUCCGCAGACCACCCUUCCCUAGCCCACUUUGUCAUCUUCAACCCCACUCUUGCACGCAAGCCUCCCAAAGUUACUCCAGAUGCACAUGCUCUUGCACAUUCCUCACCUUCUCCAAAGGCCAAACACCACCCAGUCGCUGCCGCCGAACAAGACCGCGACCGCGACCGCGACCGCGAUCUUGAGGAUGACCUCCGCGAGGCAGCACAGAUAGUCUUCUACACCGCCCGCGAAGCAGGCGGUGUAAGUCGCGAUCGUAUGCUCAGGCAGGUCGGCCUCGCCAAAGGUCUCAUGGGGUUUGCCGACAUGGUUGCGGCCGAAGACAACGCGCCUUACUGGGCCAUCCACGCCGCUCACCAGCGCCUCCUCGUCUACUCACCCGAGCCAAACUGGUUCAUUUACAUUAAUGUUGCUUUGCCUCGUGAGGUCAAGGACAAAGACAAGGAGGUUGCCAAAGACGCGCCACCUCCGCCGCCUCCGCCGUCCGACGGCAUGUUGAUCGAGGGCCUGCGGCGAGGAUACGAUGACUUUUGUCUCCUUCAUGCCUCCCUCGAGUCCCACCUCCCACCCACUCCGGCGUUCGCGUCCCUUCUCGAGCGCUACUGGACGCGUUUCGCUUUCGCCCUUGAAGCAGCGUACAUGAGCCCGGGGCCUUCAGAUCCACUGCAUAUGUGGCUGGGCGGUUAUCCGGCCGAGCUGGAAGAUGUCGCGCUCCGUGAGGCGCUCAACUCGCUGGUCGAAGGCGAAGGGGAAGCCGGCGCGGGCCUCGUUUCCCCCAAGCGACCCCUCAUGGUUGCUGGAGCUACCCCGCGCGGUUCAGAGGGCGAAGCGCUCGUCCGCUUCCUCCUCGCUCGUCUCGUCGCUCUUCCCCAGCCGCCUGCGCCCAAGCCAGAGCGCCACUCGCUAGGUUUCGGUUUCAGAAGAAAGCCGCCGCCACUGAAGAAGGACCUCCUCAAGGUGGUGGAGGCGGAUACGCGGAGGACGUCGUGGGGCCUGGCUUCCCCGUUAUCUUGGGUCGGCUUUGCUGCGUCCGCACCCGCGUCGAGGUCGGCGACGCCUGCGCCUGUGCCGACGCCCACGCCGACGGUCGGCCCGUCGGGGCUAAGCAAGAGCGUGGAUGAGAGGGAGAAGCCGGAGCGAUCAGCACCUAGACCGACCGGGGCGACACACAAGCCACGCUGGCCCAGCUUGGGUAUCUCGUUCGGCGAUGCCGUGGGCAAUGUCGGUGCGGUGUUUGGCCUGAGCUCGUCGCCAAAGCCUGAGAGCAGACUCAGCCAGGAGAUUGGACGAAGCGGGGCUGCGACACCUGCUCAUAGCGAUGUCAGUGACGCCAAGGCGGAUUCAGUGGAAGAGGAGGCAAAGGAGCGGGACGAUUUUAAGUUUUCGUCGGCUGAGCACGAAGGGGAAGUCGCGAAGGCUGAGAAGGGUGAAGAGGACGUCAAGGUGGAGGACGACAGGACGAACACCGCGGACGGCCAGACUUCAGCAAUGCGUCCAGAUAAACAGCAGGCGGAUGCAGAAGGGGGAGCAACUCUUGGACCGACGGCUGCGGACGGCGAGCUCUCGUCCUCUUUGCAGCUUGCGUCUGCGGCCGAGGAUCAUCCCGCAGGUAUAGCUGCGACGCCUCUGGAAACGACACCUGGCGAUACCCAAAAACCAACACCCGUUCCGGCUUCGAUCGAAUUGCCCGCUGAGCCAGCCUCUGCCCCCGAAGAAUCCACUCCAGCCUCCAGCGAGCACGCUGCUCACCUCGCAGCAGAGCCGCCAUCUCCUACUCGACCCCGUUCGCUCGCCGCAAGCUUGGACGACGGGGCCUCCGUGACAGGCUCGCAACCAUCCGUGGCCGACCUCGACGCCGCGAUACACUCUGACGUCGAGAUGGCAUGGGAGAGCCGCGCGAUCUAUCUCGCGGGGCGGCGGCGGCGGCUAUUCUGGGUGACACGCGAAUCCACGCUCCUGUUCUUCAUCUGCCCGCACGGAGACGAGCAUGAUCUCCAGGAUCACGACUCGCUUCCCACCGCCACGGCGGUGCUGCGCGUCUUUGCGGCCUACGCCCUCCUCGCGGACAAGGAGGAGGAGAGGAGGGAGACCAAGCCCGAGACGACGGUGUUCCACGCGGAUAACAUCACCGAGACCUGUGGGAGCAUGGACACUGCGGAAUCGGGCACGCUCGCGGCGCUGCGCGCGAUGGUGCUGGGCGGCGUCGGCGAGGUGUUGGCGCAGACGGCUAGCGGGAAGUUUGCGAUCGGGAAGCGCGGCGAAGAGGACGGGGAGAUGUACGCGCUCACGGGGCGCAACGCGAGCCUGACAGAUGCGGAGCGCGUCGUUCGCGAGUUUGCGCUGCUGCGUCCGGAGUUUACAUAAAUUUGUAGCAAUCUGUAGCGAUAUGCACGCACGACUGUGUAUUCGGGA
Messenger RNA from Cutaneotrichosporon oleaginosum, 2442 nucleotides. RefSeq lists its product as uncharacterized. Gene Ontology annotation, cellular component: intracellular membrane-bounded organelle; Mon1-Ccz1 complex. The record is from RefSeq and is a predicted model, not a curated record. Gene Ontology annotation, biological process: vesicle-mediated transport. Lineage: Eukaryota; Fungi; Basidiomycota; Tremellomycetes; Trichosporonales; Trichosporonaceae.